AUGAAGAUCAUCGUAGGACUGGGCAAUCCGGGUGAACGAUACCAGCAUACCCGGCACAACGUGGGAUUCCGCUGUAUUGACCUGCUGGCUCGACACUGGGGUAUCAAUUUAAAGGAGCGGCGGGCCAAGGCCGUUUUAGGACGGGGCCGCCACCUGGACCGGGAUGUCGUUCUGGCCAAGCCCCGCACUUUUAUGAAUAACAGCGGUGAAGGCGUGGCCUACUUGAUGACCCGUUUCGGAGUAAAGCCUUCUGACAUUGUGGUGAUUUACGACGAAAUGGAUUUACCGCUGGGGAGAAUGAGGAUAAGACCUGGGGGAAGUCCGGCGGGACAUAACGGCAUACGUUCUAUCAUUUCCGAGUUACGAACCCAAGAGUUCCCACGCAUUCGGGUAGGAAUCGGACACCCGGGUUUGCAGGGCGGUCAGGUUUCCCACGUGUUGAACCGGUUCAGUGAGGAAGAGGCGCCGGAAAUCUCCGGGGUGGUCAAACGGGUGGCCGAGGCAGUGGACUGCCUCCUGGAAGAGAACAUUACGGUGGCGAUGAACCGCUUCAACUGA
Messenger RNA from Geodia barretti, 558 nucleotides. NCBI's taxonomy places the organism in Eukaryota, Metazoa, Porifera, Demospongiae, Tetractinellida, Geodiidae. The record is from the annotation of a GenBank genome assembly.